This is a messenger RNA of Dufourea novaeangliae, 1683 nucleotides long. RefSeq names its product cilia- and flagella-associated protein 58-like. The transcript is spliced from 5 exons. The record is from RefSeq and is a predicted model, not a curated record. The coding region runs from base 1 to 1683 and encodes 560 amino acids. Lineage: Eukaryota; Metazoa; Arthropoda; Insecta; Hymenoptera; Halictidae. Gene Ontology annotation, cellular component: cytoskeleton.
AUGACGAAAAUAAAGGCCGAGAGGGAUAUCGCGGUGAAACGGUUGCAGAAGUUCGAAUCGGAACGGUCGAGCCUGGAGCAGCAGCUGAAGCAAGCGCUCGCUACGACGAGUAAUCGGGAGCACGAAUUAUUUACAUUGCGGAAGCAGCAAAUCGAUAAACAGCAACAGGUUGAUGUACUGUUGCGCGAGAAAAACAUUCUGGCGCGCACCAAGGAGACAUUGAGCGAACAUAUCAAGAAGCAGCAACACGAGCUCGUGGUGUAUGAGUACAGCAGACGGAAGAUCGAGCACGAGCUUGACAGCGUGACGCAGAAUGUCGACGAGAUACAGAAAGAAAUGUCUAUUGUGGAGAAAGAGAGAGACAAACAUAGCUUUGUGGCACAGGAUUUGGCGCUUCAAGUCGAGAACUACCUAAGUGAGGUCAAGCUGAAGCAGGUCGAGAUCUCCAGUUACAAGAAACGGUUAGCUGAGUCCGAGACCAAGUACCGGCAGCUGCAAACCUUGUUCGAGUCGGUACGCACGGAGAGGAACUCGCUGAAUAAAAGCUUGACGGAGGUACAGGACGAGGUGCAGGAGCUUAAGCACAAGCUGAAAGUAGUUAACCAUCAGACCGAACAGCUGAAAGAGGAUAUCGUGACCAAAGAAGCCAAUCUGAUCAAAGAGGAGUUCCUCCGUGGCAGGGUGGAGAAAGAGAAAGAGGGUUUGAAGGUCGAGCUGGAAUCCACCCGCAAAGAGGUGUCCGAGCUGAGGCACGAGAUCGAGGAGAUGAAGCAGGAGGAGAAGAGUUUGAAGCUGGUGAUCCAGAGGGCCGAGGCGGAUAUUGGACGUCACAAGAAGGACAUUGACAACGUCAUGAACGAGAGGGAUAUUCUGGGCACGCAAUUGGUCAGACGGAACGACGAGCUGAGCCUUCAGUACAGCAGAAUCAAAGUGCUGCACGGGACGCUGCAGCGAGGCGAGGCGCAGUAUAACCAGAGAUUGGAGGACAUCAGACUUUUGAAGCUCGAGGUGAAGAACCUCAGAACAGAGAAGACGCUGCUAACCAAGAACAUUAACAACAUGAGCGACCUACGGCAGGAAGUGUUCCAUUUGAACAGAGACCUGACCAGGGAGAGGCUGAAGGUUAUGGCGCUGGAAGAGGAGGUGCAGACCCCGUUGAAUAUUCACAGGUGGAGGAAACUCGAGGGCUCUGAUCCGUCUACUUAUGAACUGCUAAAGAAAAUCCAAAUUCUGCAAAAACGUGUUUUAAAAAUGGCCUCGGAUGCGAUCGACAAAGAGAAGAAAAUAAAAGAUACCGAAAAAUUGUACAUGAACCUUCGUGAGAUAUUGUCAAAAUAUCCAGGACCUCAGGUUACCAUCUCCUUGAACAAAACUCAGAAAGCAUUGCGCGAAAGAGGACAGAAAAUGAAGUGUCUGCUUGCGGAGCUGAGCAUGUACGAAGUCCAAAUCGACGGGUACCGGGUCGAUGUGGACAGGAUGGCCGGCGAGAUGGGCGAGCUGAAGAAGAAAUACUACACGCAAAAGAGGCUACUCCAGAAAUCGAGGGAAUCGAAACCGAAAUCGAUGAGCGAACCGUUGCUGCCGCUCAUGAGCCAGAGCACAAAACGUUUCUGUGGCGGUGGCUUCAACAUGGCGACCCCCACCCCCAGGAACUGCUUCACUGCGGACAACGUCUGCAGAUAA